Messenger RNA from Xyrichtys novacula (pearly razorfish), 2252 nucleotides. The record is from the annotation of a GenBank genome assembly. NCBI's taxonomy places the organism in Eukaryota, Metazoa, Chordata, Actinopteri, Labriformes, Labridae.
AUGGAGCUGAAACCUUUAUUAAAGAAGCUGUUGUCAACACUCCGCGCUGUCUUCACCUUCCUCUUCGCUCUGGUCGUCCUGGGUGUGAUGGUUUGGGCUUAUGUGGAGGGUUUCCAGCUAGCAACUUCCCCGUAUGGGAUCAUCUCCUUUGGCUUUUAUGGUCUGCUCCUCACACUACAUGUGCUGGUCCAGAGCUUUUUUGCUUUCAUCGAGCACCGGCGAAUGAAAGCUCGCACAGAGGAAUGUUCUUACACCAAAACUAUUGGCUUCACUAUCUCGGCUUUCCAGGAGGACCCUGUCUAUCUGAGAGAGUGCCUCAACUCCAUCAGGGCCCUCAAGUACCCGCCUGAGCUUCUGCGCAUCAUCAUGGUGAUAGAUGGAAACUCAGAGGACGACAGAUACAUGAUGGACAUGUUUAGAGAGGUGUUCGCUGACCAAAACCCUGGCUUUUUUGUGUGGGAGAAUAACUACCACACAUGGGACCCAAUGCGGGCCCUGCAAAAUGCAGAAACUGGAUCAGUAGUGGGCUUAGGAGGAGAUGGUGAUUAUAUAAUGGGAGAGGAUCCUCAAAGGAAAGAGGUAGAGCGCCUAAUCAAGACAACCAGGUGUGUGUGCAUCAUGCAGAAGUGGGGCGGCAAGCGUGAAGUGAUGUACACAGCGUUCAAAGCUCUCGGGGAUUCAGUGGACUACAUACAGGUGCCUAGUUUUUAUCAAAUCACUUUGCAUUUUCUCAUGUAAGCUUAUUUUAUUAAGAGGCACUUUUUGUGACACAAUUUUCUUCUCCUUCUCCCCAGGUGUGUGACUCUGACACUAAGCUGGACCCUCUGGCCACUGUGGAACUGUGUAAAGUGUUGGAGAGCAACCACAAGUACGGUGCUGUGGGGGGAGACGUGAUGAUCCUCAACCAGAAAGACUCUUACAUCAGCUUCAUGAGCAGCCUCAGGUACUGGAUGGCUUUCAACAUCGAGAGAUCCUGCCAGUCCUUCUUUAACUGCGUGUCCUGCAUCAGUGGCCCUCUGGGUAAGACAUAUAAUUUUUGUUGUUAUGAUUCUCUUGCAGUGAUUGUAAUGGCUCACUAUAACUUGUGGUUUUUUUUUUCUUCUUUUUUAUGCAGGUCUGUACAGGAAUGAUCUUCUCCAGCAGUUUCUGGAGUCGUGGUACAAUCAGAAGUUUUUGGGAACUCACUGCACGUUUGGGGAUGACCGACAUCUUACCAACCGCAUGUUAAGCAUGGGCUAUGCCACAAAGUAAGUAUGGACAGAGAUGUUCAGAUGUUCGCUGGUGUCUGCUGACCGACCGUUUGAUAAAAAAAAAAAUGAACAAAAUGUUGUCAGAAAAGUAUUGACUGCUAACAUUUUAUUUGCUUUGACAACUAUAACUCUCUCCACGUCAUUCAUCUUUUAGGAAAUAGCUCAUGGUAUCUGAUUUAUUCAUUUAAUUGUGUUCUCACAGAUUACUUUCAGUGUAUGCUUAUCAACAUUGUGAGAGGGAAUGACAUCAGUUGGACUUAUCUUAAAGGAGUUGCCUUUUCCAUGCUGAUAAAUCUUUCAUUGACCUUUGCAUUUUCAUCUUUUAGAUACACUGCUCGCUCCAAAUGCUACACCGAGACGCCUGCUCAGUUUCUGCGCUGGUUAAACCAGCAGACCCGCUGGACUAAAUCGUACUUUCGGGAGUGGCUCUUCAAUGCAAUGUGGUGGCACAAGCACCACCUUUGGAUGACCUAUGAGUCUAUCGUCUCAGGUAUUUUCCCCUUCUUUGUCACCGCUACCAUCAUCCAGCUGUUCUGGACCGGCACGCUGUGGGAUGUUUUGUGGAUCCUGUGCUGCAUCCAGCUGAUCGGGCUGGUGAAAGCAGCCUACGCCUGCAUCCUGCGCAGAGACUUUGUGAUGGUGUUCAUGUCCCUCUACUCAGCUCUGUACAUGACCAGCCUGCUGCCUGCCAAGUAUUUCGCCAUUCUUACCAUGAACAAAAGCAGCUGGGGGACGUCAGGCAGGCGCAAGAUUGUAGGGAACUACAUUCCCCUGCUCCCUCUGUCAGUGUGGUCGGCCAUUUUGCUAGGAGGGUUGGGUUACACAAUCUACAAGGAAAGUCAGUUAGACUGGUCAACUGAUGCCAAGAGAGCAGAGGUUGAUUUUCUUGUCUUUGGCUGCAUGGCGUACAUAUGCUACUGGAUGUUUAUGAUGUGCCUGUACUGGGUGUGGUUUCGCAGGAUAAUAAGAGUACGAGCCAAAAGCUACUCAGUGAAUGUAUAA